AGUGCAACGUGGGAAUCCCCAUCAUUCAUUCCGCACGUAAAAGCAAGGCGCAAUCUCCACAAUCAAAGAACAACCAACAUCAACAAAACCAAACACCUCGUUCCCCAAUUCAGCAAUAGCUCCCACAAAGGCCGAGAAGAAGCCUCACUGAUUAAUCGAAUCGUCGUAUAUAAGCUCGAAGGUUGUGACAUUUUUUUAGGUCAAGAACUAGAAGAGCGAGGCAAGUCUUAUUUAGGGGUUUAAGAAUCGUAUUGGGAGUGCAACGAGGGUUUAACGGAUCUCCAUAACCUCUGAACUUCGAGGUCUGCUGUAUUUCAUCCGAUGGCUUUUCUGUCUGGAGUUCAGCGUCUGCUUCGGCACUCACCUCUUCUUCAUUCCCACUAUGCUUCCUUUCGUCUCAGCUCAACUCUCACUUCCCCUAAACUUUUCGUCAGCGGUCUUUCUAGAUUGACAACAGAUGAAAAACUUAAGGAAGCGUUUUCUUCUUUUGGUCAGCUGGUUGAAGCUAAGGUGAUAACUGAUAGAGCCUCUGGAAGAUCAAAGGGAUUUGCUUUUGUAACUUACACAACCGUAGAAGAAGCUGAAAAGGCAAGAGAAGGAAUGAAUGCUAAAUUUUUGGAUGGGUGGGUUAUAUUUGUUGAUCCUGCCAAACCAAGAGAACCCAGACCUCCUUCGCAAUCACAGUCUCAACCCUCUGAAACAGGUCUCACUGUUAACAAAACAGUUGGGUGGUGUGGUUAAUUAUAAAGUAACUUCGAUUAUGCUCACAAUGUUUGAAUGAUUUUUUAAAGACUAUAUAAUUCAAUUCAAUCAACUAUACUGCAAUUUGUUGAGAAAUAUUUGGAUCAGUAAGUCGUAAUUGAUGAUUGAACUUUGGCCAUAAGGCAUUACUAUUAA
Molecule: messenger RNA, 897 nt
Organism: Cajanus cajan (pigeon pea)
Lineage: Eukaryota; Viridiplantae; Streptophyta; Magnoliopsida; Fabales; Fabaceae
Product: organelle RRM domain-containing protein 2, mitochondrial
Molecular function (GO): RNA binding
Source: RefSeq, a predicted model, not a curated record